CUUCUGUAUAUAUCUAAACUCUAAAGGCAAAGUUCUUUUUCCUGUGAUUAAACAAAAAGGUACCGCAUACUUUUGCAUACCCAACUCCAUUCCAUCUCUUUCUUGAUAAACUUUGACAUCAUGACCGAAAAAUUUAUCUUUGAUAUUGCUAAUUCACUCCUAGGGAAGCUUGGUUCCUAUGCUUUUGAAGAAGCUUCUCGUGCCUAUGGUCUGUAUGAAGAUCUCCAACGGAUCAAAGACACUUUGUCAAUUGUCAGAGGUCUGCUGUUGGAUGCUGAGGAGAAGGAAAAUAAGCAUGGGGUGCAAGAAUGGCUGAGGCAGAUUCAUAACAUAUGCUCUGAUGCUGAAAAUAUAUUCGAUGGAUUUGAGUUGCAACACAAGCGAAAACAAGUUGUUGAAGCUUCUGGUAGCACCGUGAUGAAGGUAAGCUACUUGUUUUCUUCCUCUAGUCCACUUGCUUUCCGUUUUAGGAUGGCACAGCAAAUCAAAGAGAUUAGGGAUAGAUUGGAUAAGGUGGCAGCUGACGGGACCAGGUUUGGUCUUGCAACAAUCAGUAUUGAUUUAGGACUUGUUGUGCAUAGGAGAGAAAUGACUCAUUCCCAUGUUGAUGCUUCAGAUGUGAUAGGAAGGGAGAAUGAUAGGGAAGAAAUUAUCAAGCUUUUGAUGCAGCCCCAUCCUCAGGGUGAUGGUGAUGGUGAUAAAAGUUUGUGUGUUAUUCCCAUAGUGGGAAUUGGAGGAUUGGGGAAGACCACACUUGCUAAGUUGGUGUUCAAUGAUAAGAGGGUGGAUGAUCUUUUCCAAUUGAAGAUGUGGGUGUGUGUUUCUGAUGAAUUUGACAUUAAGCAAAUAAUUAUUAAAAUCAUCAACUCUGCUUAUGCUUUACCUUCAGCUUCGACGGCGGCUCUUGCUCACCAAGAAAACAUUAACAAUUUAGAUAUUGAGCAACUACAAAGUCGUCUUCGAUAUAAGCUUUCUGGUCAAAAGUUUUUGCUUGUAUUGGAUGAUAUAUGGAAUGAAGAUCGUGCAAAAUGGAUUAAAUUAAAAGAAUUAAUAAAGGGUGGUGCACGAGGAAGCAAAAUCAUAGCAACAACACGUAGUAACUCAAUUGCUUCAAUGAUGGGUACUUUCCCCUCAUAUGUUUUAGAGGGCCUUUCUCAAGAUAAUUGUUUAUCUCUUUUCCUCAAAUGGGCAUUUAAAGAAGGUGAAGAAGAAAAAUAUCCAAAUCUAGUGGAGACCGGAAAAGAAAUUGUGAGAAAAUGUCGAGGGGUUCCACUAGCAGUGAGAACAUUAGGAAGUUCCUUGUUCUUAAAAUUUGAUUUAAAUAAGUGGAUAUUUGUUAGAGACUCUGAAAUAUGGAAUUUAAAACAAAAUGAAGAUGACAUUUUACCUGUGCUUAAGUUAAGCUAUGAUCAAAUGCCAUCUCAUUUGAGGCAUUGCUUCACAUACUUUUCCAUUUAUCCAAAAGAUUUUGGCUUCACUAGUGUUCAAAUCACUAAACUCUGGAUGGCACUGGGAUUACUACAAUCAAAAGAUGGCAAUCAAACACCAGAGAAUAUUGCAAGAGAUUAUAUUGAUGAGUUACAUUCAAGGUCAUUUCUUCAAGAUUUUGAGGACUUCGGCCAUUUCUACUAUUUCAAAGUACACGAUUUGUUGCAUGAUCUUGCAUUGUAUGUUGCGAAAGAUGAGUGUGUAGUAGUAGACUCACAUACUCGGAAUAUAUCUGAGCAAGUAAGGCAUUUUUCAAUUGUUGAAAAUGGUUCACUUGACAGUGAUUUAUUCCCCAAGACCAGAAGUGUGAGAACUAUACUAUUUCCCAUUGAAGGAGUGGGUCUUGAAAGUAAAUCUAUGUUGGAUACAUGGGUAUUAAGAUGCAAAUACUUACGGUUUUUAGAUUUAAGUGAUUCUUCAUUUGAGACUCUGCCUAAUUCAAUCACUAAAUUGAAGCACUUACGUGUUCUCAACCUUUCUAAUAACCGUAAAAUCAAAAGACUUCCCCAUUCUAUUCACAAACUCCAAAGUUUGGAAGUUUUGUCACUCAGUGGUUGCAUGGAGUUUGAAACAUUGCCUAAAGAAUUAGGUAACUUGAUCAGCCUUCGGCAACUGUAUAUAACUACGAAACAGUCUGUGAUAUCACAGAAUGUAUUUGCAAACUUGACCAAUCUUCAAACUUUGUGUUUUGAAUAUUGUGACCGUUUGGAGUUGUUGUUCGAUAGGGUACAAUUUACUUCUCUUGAAACAUUGAUUGUUCGUUCUUGUGGAAGUAUUAUAUCUUUACCUUUAUAUAUUCUCCCAAGAUUGGAGGCUCUGUUAGUCAUUGAUUGUAAGAGUUUAGACCUCAGCCCACCAGAGAAUCACACUCUUCAAAAUCCAACCGGAAUAUGGAAAAUGACUUUUCUUCAUCUUCAGAAUGAAACCCCAUGGCUAUGGACUUUGCCUAAAUGGAUUGAAGGAGUUGUUGAGACUUUACAGACCUUGAUACUUAUAAAUUUGUAUGAACUUAGGAUGCUUCCAGAGUGUUUGACAAGAAUGACUCGUCUUAAAAUGCUCCAUAUCGCUGACUGUCCUCUUUUGUAUUAUCUUCCAAGUGGCAUGCAGCAACUCACUGCCCUUGAAGCUUUGACUAUAGAUGGUUGUCCUAAAUUAUGUCAACAAUGUCAGCCACAUGCCGGUGAGUACUGGCCCAUGAUUUCUCACAUUAAAUGUGUUUCCAUUGGAGAACCAGGAGUGGAGGAACCUCAGGAAGGACGGGUCUUUAGCUCCCCUGAUCUACCGUCCCUUUGGAAAGGUAAUGAUGAGCCUAGAGUCAACCAUAGAAGAGGGAGAUGAAAAGGCUGAACGUGAAGGGACACAGGUUUGUGAAAGGGAAACAAUGAGAGCAAAGGAAAGUGCAGAAGAGUGACAUGUAGUGGCUGAGGAGACAGAUUAGGGAAUACAAGCGUUGUUUCAGGUCCAGUACAAGAGAGAGUAUGCCAGUGGUUGAUAGUGUUGCAGAAGAUGGAAGUCAGGAGGAGGCUAUAGAUUAUCGGGAAUGAAAAAUAAUUGUUUCCUUAAUCAGUAUGUUUGACAUGUUGUCGAAUAACUUCAACUGAUUAUUCACUGUUUCAUUCCAUUACUAUAUGUAUUAUUCAUAGUACUUGAACUCGAAGCAUAUAUACGAAAAUUGAGCAAUUAUCAUUUUUUGAAGUGAAACUAAUUUAACUGGCUAUAUCUUUUGUUAAUAUUCU
Molecule: messenger RNA, 3224 nt
Organism: Trifolium pratense (red clover)
Lineage: Eukaryota; Viridiplantae; Streptophyta; Magnoliopsida; Fabales; Fabaceae
Product: disease resistance protein RGA2-like
Exons: 4
Coding region: 121-2826 (901 amino acids)
Biological process (GO): defense response to other organism
Molecular function (GO): ADP binding; protein binding
Source: RefSeq, a predicted model, not a curated record